AUGUCUACAUUUAAUGCUAAAGAAUUUUGUGAAAAUCCUACACUUGAACAAUUAGCCGAACCUAUUAAGAAAGAUGAUUGGCGCUUUAUUGCUCAAUACUUCUCGGUACCUCAUUCGGGUUCAGCAACUAAGAAAGUAAUUAAGGAACUAGUAUUAGAAAAUCUAAUUCAAAGAGAAUUACUUCCCUCUGAAGCCACUGAUUCUUUAAACCCUCAAGAUCCCGAACUGCUUGACGUUAGAGACACUUCCAUGCUGUCUGAUCAGAAAGAGGAGUCUUGGUCCACUGCUCGACUAGAAUUUGAAAAGUAUGCUUUUGAUUUAAAACUUAAGAAUCUACCCCUUGUUCCUUCAUUUCUUGAAAAUGAUCCUGAUGGCUCAUUCCGUAACUUUGAGAAAACUGCUGAACACUUUAAAUGGCCCUAUGCUGAGUGGACUUGGCUUCUCCAACCUAAAUUAAGCGGUAAAGCUGCCAUCACCUUUUCAAAUCUUGAUUGCAUUGAUGAUUAUGAAUCCAUAAAACAGUCUAUUCUUGAUGCUUAUGCAAUCACACCUGACGGCUACAGACAAAAGUUUCGAAGUCUUACUAAGUCUCCUCAUGGUACCUUUGCUGAAUUUUUUACUGAGAAGGCUAGAUUGUUUAACAAAUGGCUAGAUUCAACUUCAACUAAAUCUUUCUCACAAUUAAAAGAACUUCUUAUUUUAGAAGAAGUAAAAAGAAAGUUACCCUUCGAUAUCCUUAAGCAUAUAGAAGAUAGGGGUGAAACCGAUCUCCUUAAAGCAGCACAAAUAGCUGAUUCAUUUGCGCUUUUGAAAAGGUCACAGCUGGGUAAGGUAGACAAGGUUAGAUUUUAUGUACAGUCCUCCUCUGGUGAAAACCUUGGGAAUGGUGGUAAAGCUGGCAAAAUUGCACCAUUAAACUUUUGUUCUUAUUGCAAGCGAGCAGGUCAUACCAUAGACAAGUGCAAAGACCCAAAGUGUAGAAAGUCUGGUAUAAAUGUAAGACCAUUCAUAAGUCCAAGCAUCCAAGCUUUUGAACCAAAACCAGUGGCAAGUGUGACAAAUGUAAACUCUCCAGAUCCAUUCAGUGAUUUUAAAUAUCGGGGAACUGUCUCUCUUGAUUCAAUGAGUAAAUCAUAUCCCAUACUCAUCCUUAGGGACACUGGAGCUGCUCAAAGUAUAAUUCUAAAGUCUGCUUUACCUGGAAUUGAGACAAAAUAUACAGGUGAAAAAGUUCUUGUUAAAGACUUGACUUCCAAAAUUAGUUAUAAACUAGCAAAUAUUUUUCUCACUUCUGAUUUUGUAUCAGGGGAAAUAAAGAUAGCUGUGACAGAAAAUAAUUUUCCAAUAGAGGGAAUAAGUUUAAUUCUUGGACAUGAUCUAGCAGGGAAAUUAGUGUACCCUACAAUUAAUGUUGUUGUUAAGCCUUUAACCUAUAGCCCAACUAAAGAACUGGAUCAGAAACAACCUCAUAUUUUCCCUGUGUGUGCUGUUACUCGUUCUAAGCUAUAUAAGAAAUCUUCCUUAGAAAAAGAAAAUCCAGUUGAUAAUUUGAUCUCACAAGAGAUCACACGAAGUAAAUUAAUUGCAGCUCAAAACGAUGACCCCUCUCUUGCUAAAUGCAGACAUGUUGCCUCAGACAGUCUUAAAGAUCAAAAGGUCCCUGGUUUUUAUUAUCAUGACGGACUAUUAAUGAGAGUAUUCCGUCCUCCUGAACUCCGUGCUUUAGAUACAUGGUCAGAAGUACAUCAAGUUGUAAUUCCGUUGUCAGUUCGGAAAUCAGUCAUGACACUUGCACAUGAUGGUUUAGCAGGUCACUUAGGUAUUCAAAAAACAUACAAGAAAAUACUUCAAAAUUUCUAUUGGCCAGGUAUGAAGAAAGAUGUUACACUAUUUAUCAGGUCUUGCCAUGUGUGUCAAGUUGGGGGAAAACCCAAUCAAAUAAUUCCAAGAGCUCCUUUACAUCCUAUUCGAGUAGACUCAGAUCCAUUUGAAAGAAUUGUAAUUGACUGUGUAGGACCACUGCCUAAAACAAAGAAAGGGAACCAUUAUCUCUUUACAAUUAUGGAUACUGCUACAAGAUAUCCAGAGGUUUACCCUUUAAAGAAUAUUUCUGCCAAUUCCAUUGUAAAAUUCUUAGAACUGUUAGGUAUCUCGCAACAAAUGUCAACAGCUUAUCAUCCCCAAUCACAAGGUUGCCUUGAAAGAUUUCACCAGACCUUAAAAUCUAUGCUUAAAAAGUAUUGCUUAGAAACAGGGAAUUCCUGGGAUGAGAACAUUCAUUUUCUUCUGUUUGCCCUGAGGGAAUGUCCACAAGAAUCCCUUGGAUAUUCUCCAUUUGAAUUACUAUAUGGAAGACAGAUUAGAGGUCCACUUAAAGUUCUUAAAGAUCAGUGGUUUUCAGACUCUUCAGCUCCCCCUAAUCAAACAGUGGCAUCUUACAUAGAUAAUCUUAGAGCUAAGUUAUCAGAGGCAAGAAAAUUGGCUCUCUCUAAUCUUCAUAACGUUCAAAUCAAAAUGAAGUCUUCUCAUGAUUUAAAAUCACAAACUCGAGUAUUCUCUCCAGGAGACAAGGUUUUACUGUUCCUUCCAAUUCCAGGAAACCCUCUUAAGAGCAAAUUCAUUGGGCCUUAUGUUGUUUCUCAUAAAGUUUCUGAUUACAAUUAUGUAGUUCAAACUCCUGAUAGACGUAAAGAUACCCAGUUGGUACAUAUCAACUUAAUCAAAUCGUAUAUUGACAGGCAGCCAAAGGAGGACUUUGCCAAAGGCAAAUCUAUUGCAUGUAUGAUUCCUCAGGAAUCUCCCAUAACUUCUAUGUCUAACGAGUAUAUUGAGGAGACUGAUUACAUAGAAAUCCCAGGUCCUCAUAAUCCACAUAACUCUGAGAUAAUAGCUAAUCUUCAUAAAUAUUUAAAUUACUUGCCUGCUUCAAAGUUAAAUGAUGUAUAUCUAAUACUGAAAGAUUUUCCUCAGGUAACAGCUGAUAACCCAGGGUUUUGUGGCCAUACUCUACAUGAUGUUGAACUCACUCCCGAGGUAAGACCCAUUAGGCAAAGUUCAUAUAGACUCAGUCCAGAGAAGAAAGCUGUUAUGAAGAAGGAAGUAGAUUAUCUACUUGAUCAUGGUUUAGCUGAACCAAGUAACUCUCCAUGGGCUUCACCCUCACUGCUAGUGCCAAAACCUGACGGUACCAGUAGAUUAUGUACAGACUACCGAAAGUUAAAUAAAGUAACUAUACCUGACUCCUAUCCUCUUCCUUUAAUUGAAGAACUUGUAGACUCGAUAGGACAAGCCAAAUUCAUAACCAAAAUUGAUAUGCAGAAAGGUUACUAUCAAAUAGGAUUAACAGAUAAUGCUAAAGUCAUAUCUGCUUUUAUAACUCCUUUUGGUUUAUAUAAUUAUACAGUAAUGCCUUUUGGGAUGUGUAAUGCACCAGCCACCUUUCAACGAGCAAUCAAUUAUACCAUUCAGGGUCUUGAAGGUGUUAAAUCUUAUUUAGAUGAUUUACUUGUUAUCUCCAACUCAUGGGAUGUUCAUAUCCGUAGGCUACGCUCUCUGUUCUCCCGCUUAGACGAAGCUGGAUUCACCAUCAACUUGGCCAAAUCUACUUUCUGCAGUGCCUCCGUGACCUACUUGGGACAUAUCGUGGGUCACGGACGAACGUUGCCCAAACAAGCAAACGUAGAAGCAAUCCAGGCAUACCCCACUCCAACAACUCGGAAAUCUCUCAUGAGGUUUUUGGGCAUGGUGGGAUUCUACAGACGCUUCUGCAGUAACUUCUCGUCUAUAGCUACGCCUCUAACGGAUAUGACCAGCUCUAAGUGUGCUUUCCAGUGGACUUCCGAGUGCGCUGAAGCUUUUGAUAAACUGAAGCUCUUCAUUUCUUCGGAACCGGUGCUGAGAACUCCCGAUUACUCUCGUCCUUUCAGUCUGCAGAUUGACGCUAGUGGCCAUGGUGUUGGAGCGGUGCUACUACAAGAGGAUGAAGAUACUCGGGUGAUGCAUCCAGUUUCAUACUUCUCGGCAAAGCUGAAAAAACAUCAAACACAAUACUCUACUAUAGAACGUGAGGCUUUAAGUUUGGUAUUAGCCCUGAAAAAGUUCGACUGCUACCUCCAUAGCCAUCAGCCUGUGGUGGUGUAUACAGACCACAACCCUCUAGUGUUCAUACAUCGGAUGCAGAAUCAAAAUCAACGCAUUCUUCGAUGGUCUCUUCUACUUCAACAGUACAACCUCGUCGUCAAAUAUAUCAAGGGAGUAGAUAACGUCAUCGCUGACAGUCUGUCAAGAGAAUUUCCAACGUCGGAAGAUUCCGCCGACGACCUCCUCGUUCGGCUUGACUCCUUCACCUUUUCUCGAUUUACACCCAAACGCUUUUUAAAUAAUUGGAUUCUUUGGGGUCCCCAAGUCCGAAUUUCGUCUCUGUAUCUAUCUUAA
Penaeus chinensis is the source of this 4434-nucleotide messenger RNA. RefSeq lists its product as uncharacterized. Gene Ontology annotation, molecular function: nucleic acid binding. The coding region runs from base 1 to 4434 and encodes 1477 amino acids. The record is from RefSeq and is a predicted model, not a curated record. The transcript is spliced from 4 exons. NCBI's taxonomy places the organism in Eukaryota, Metazoa, Arthropoda, Malacostraca, Decapoda, Penaeidae. Gene Ontology annotation, biological process: DNA integration.